This is a messenger RNA of Rhopalosiphum padi (bird cherry-oat aphid), 2829 nucleotides long. It is a transcript of the gene GckIII, whose product is annotated as serine/threonine-protein kinase 26. Gene Ontology annotation, biological process: protein phosphorylation. The record is from RefSeq and is a predicted model, not a curated record. Lineage: Eukaryota; Metazoa; Arthropoda; Insecta; Hemiptera; Aphididae. The transcript has 10 exons. Gene Ontology annotation, molecular function: ATP binding; protein kinase activity. Bases 615 to 2147 code for a protein of 510 amino acids.
UAUUAUUAUUAUUAUUAUUAUUACAAUCGUCACUAUCAAAUUUGAGGUGAAAAAUCGAAUUGAACAGAACCUACUGUAGUACUGUACCGCUGCGACUCGUAGUAAAUAGUAUUAUUUACGCACAGUAAAUAAUAAUAAUUGAUAUUAGUUGCUGUACAUAUUACACUUGUACACGCGUCCUUUUUGCAAUCAUCUUAUCGUCGUGUCGUACGUGUGCACGACUAACGAAAUCGCGAUACCGAAAAGUUCUGAUCUGUAUAUCACUAUUAUUAUAUUUUCGCUCGAUAUUUUCCGUACGCGAUAGACGCGCGUGUCGGCGGAAAACGGUCGCGUCGCGGGCGAAAUACGCCGCCGCCGCCGCCGCGGUAAAACGGCGCCCCGAGCGCGACAAAUGCGACGCGCUCGUCCUCGAGACAGCGGACAGCCGAGAGCAGACGCCGCCGCCGCGGGCCCGUUUUGCCUCGAAUGAUGUGGUCGAGUCGAAGGUGGCAAUUGGACUACCACACAACGACGAUUACGGUGUCCACUACCAGACCAUCAUCGCGGUCCGCUCGCCAUAGUCGGGUCGCACUACAAUAACUGUCAUCGCUAAUACACGCACAACACCUGCAUAAAUGACCAACGAUAUGGCUUUCAACGAAAAAGUCGACCCAGAGCUCAUAUUUACCAAACAAGAACGUAUUGGUAAAGGCUCAUUUGGUGAAGUUUUCAAAGGUAUAGACAACCGAACACAACAAAUUGUGGCCAUUAAAAUAAUUGAUCUGGAGGAGGCUGAAGAUGAAAUUGAAGACAUCCAACAAGAAAUAAUGGUUUUAUCUCAAUGUGACAGUCCGUUUGUCACCAAAUAUUUUGGUUCCUAUUUAAAAGGCACUAAGCUAUGGAUUAUUAUGGAAUAUCUUGGUGGUGGGUCAGCUCUUGAUUUAAUGAAAGCUGGUAAUUUUGAAGAAAUGCAUAUUGCCAUUAUACUUAGAGAAGUCUUAAAAGGUCUUGAUUAUUUACAUUGUGAACGAAAAUUACACAGGGAUAUUAAAGCGGCAAAUGUUCUGUUAAGUGAAAUUGGUGAUGUAAAAUUAGCUGAUUUUGGUGUUGCUGGUCAAUUGACAAAUACAACUAGUAAACGGAAUACAUUUGUUGGUACACCAUUUUGGAUGGCACCUGAAGUUAUUAAACAAUCUGCAUAUGAUUCCAAGGCGGAUAUUUGGUCAUUAGGAAUAACAGCUAUAGAAUUAGCCAAAGGUGAACCACCUAAUUCUGAGCUACAUCCAAUGAGGGUAUUAUUUUUGAUUCCAAAAAAUAAUCCUCCUCAACUGACAGGAAAUUAUACUAAACAAUUUAAAGAAUUUGUGGAAGCGUGUUUAAAUAAAGAUCCUGAAAACAGACCAACUGCAAAAGAACUAUUAAAAUUUCCAUUCAUCAGAAAAGCUAAAAAAAGUUCAUAUCUGGUAGAUCUUAUUGAUCGUUACAAAAAAUGGAAAUCUCAACGUAAUGAAGAGAGUGAGACCGAAUCAGAAAAUUCAGAUGUGGAAGAUUCUGGUAAAAAUGACAGUGAUUUAGAUGAACCAUGGAUCAUGACUGUUAGAGGACCUAAUUCUUUAAAGCCCUUAUUAAAUUCUAAUCCUGAAUCAAGCUCUGCUUCACAAUCUCAAUUGUUAUCCAAGAAAACUCAACAGAAUGGAUCAUUACAAUCAUCUAAAAAAUCAUCCAAUCACAAAUCCAAUAAUGUUGAAUCAAAUUUGAUUGUUUCUCAUGUUCAUGGAUCCAAAAAUUUGGACAAACGUAAUUCAAAUUCCAAAGAAAUUGAAACAAAACGCAAUGUUACUCGCAUGUCAGAACAUACAGAUAAUAAGAAACAGCCUGUUCAUCCCAAGACUAACCAAAAUCAUAACAACUCGUGCUGGUCUCCGUGCCUUUCCCUUUUAAUAUUUCCUUUGAUAUCUGAGUUACAAAAGAGAUAUCGUUACAAAAAUGAUGUUUCCUAUAAGAUUGACGCUAUUGAAGAGUUAAAAAACUCUUUUGAAUUGGCUGAACGUGCAAGCCCAGGAAUAAGUGAUCAGUUUCUCAGGGAAAUGAUACACAAAUUAUUACCAUCAUUAUCAGAACAGAGAAUAUCGAACAUGCUAGAUCAUAUGAUUAGGGACAAACAUUGAUGACAGCUAAACAUAUUUUUUUCACAUUAUUAUUUCGUUAUAGUAUUCUCAUGAACGUUCUAGCCAAUCAGUUUAAUCAGACAAUAAAUAUAAAAUUCAUCUUUAAAAUUACUUAUGAUUAUUAUUAUUAAUUUUGUUUAUUUUUUUUUUCAUUUAUGUGUUAUACUGUGAGUUUUUAAAUUCUAGUUAUUAUUAUUAAUUUUUUUUUUUUUUUUGUUUAUAUUUUGAACUGUUGUAUGAUUGAUGUGUCAUAAAUUUGUUUAAUUCAGAUCCUAAGAUGUUUUGUAGGGUAUUAGUGUUAAAUUUUGUGAGGGCGACUCAAAUGAAUAGUAUUAAUUAUGAACCCUCAGGAAUACGCGUUUAACACAUUAUCAUUAUUAUUAUUAUUAUUAAUAUUAUAUAUAUAUUUUUUUUUACUAUGUUAAGUAAAUAUAUUUAAAAAAAAUUUUGUUGAAAAUUUAGAAUAUUAAUUGAAAUUAUUUUUAUAAUAUCAGAGUAAAUGAAAGUAAAAAUGCUUAUAUAUUUAUUUUUACAAAAUCAGAUCAAUAGAUAUUUUAUUUAUGGCCCACAACCAAUUCUAUAUUGUUGUUAAUUAUUUCUUCAUUAAAUUUAAAAUUUUAAGCAUACAAUAUAAUAUAAUUGUUUAACACAGUAUUUAAUUUAUUAAAAUUGGAUUAUCACA